AGUUGUCACAAAGAGACCAAACACAUGGGAACAUGGAGAGAGACAGAAAACCUCCACAGGAAGGAAUGGAGGGGGACUGGCAGGAUGGAAGCUCCAGGAGCUGGUUCAAGGUCACAAUUCCAUUUGGCAUAAAAUAUGAUGAGAAGUGGCUGCUGGAUUUGAUCCAGAGCCAAUGCAGUGUCUCCUUCAACCCAAUUGAGUUUCACUAUGAGAAAAUGCAGGGCCAGUUCUUUGUGGAGAAUGCCAGCAUUGCCUUCGAGUUGAAGAAAGUCAGUGGCAAGAUUUGGGAUGAAGAAAAUGAAAGUAUAUCCAUCUUUGUCAGCCGCUCUGCCGUACCCCACUCUGUGCAGAAGGAUCUGAAGUCAGAAACGGUGAAAAUGCCAAAGAUAAUGCAGACUCAAGACAUGAUGUGCACCCACACCCAGAUCCACUGCGUGCUCCCUCACUGAUUACCUGGGUUCCACCUCAGCCUCAGAGUCACUGACCCCUGAUUCUGUCUG
Messenger RNA from Loxodonta africana (African savanna elephant), 500 nucleotides. RefSeq names its product nuclear RNA export factor 3-like. Bases 33 to 449 code for a protein of 138 amino acids. The record is from RefSeq and is a predicted model, not a curated record. Gene Ontology annotation, cellular component: cytoplasm; nucleus. Gene Ontology annotation, molecular function: RNA binding. Lineage: Eukaryota; Metazoa; Chordata; Mammalia; Proboscidea; Elephantidae. Gene Ontology annotation, biological process: poly(A)+ mRNA export from nucleus. The transcript has 4 exons.